GGUUCGCCUAUCACGAGGCCGGUAAAACAGAAUGGCUUCUGUCAAAAUGGCCGAGUGUUCGUGGAAGGUUCAAUUCUAAUCGCUGGAAAAAAUCAUUCGUGUGUGCGAAUCCGUCAUUCCAAGCCCGCGAAUAACGCUUGGGCCCGUUUGCCCAAAGAUAUGUUGUCGUCCGGUAAACGCAGUUUAUCCAAAGAGGACAUCAGAGGCGCGGACAAAGAUGAGAAAGAAUCGCUAUUGGAGCACGACAGCGAUCUCGAUGAGGAGAUGCUGUUCACCCGACCCAGCACGUCGAGUGGAAAUGAAAAUGGUGAUAGUAAAAUGGACAGCGUCAAGCUGCAGAUUCAGGAGGUGGCGGACGUGAUGCGGGAUAAUGUCCAGAAGGUGAUGGAUCGCGGUGAGAGGUUGGAGGAUUUACAGGAGGCGAGCGAUCGUUUGAGCAUGGCCGGAAAUGAAUUUAGAGAAGCCGCAAAGAGAGCGCAACGGAGAGCAUGGCUGCAGAACAUAAAAUCAAGGAUUGUUAUUAUCAGCGUCACCGUUACGGUCGUCCUUUUUAUUGUUGUUCUGGACAUCGCGGUACUUUACCUGGUUCUCAGAUAGCAAGCAUGAUGUUUUGAGCUUCAAUCAUUCACAAAUUAAGUAUCCAUCCUUGUGAAAUACGCCUGACUGAGGAACUACCAACACACAUGUACAUGUUGUAUAUUAAAAUCUUCUUCCCAAGAACCAAUUAUAAGUAUUGUAGUUAUAUAAGUUUUUCUGUAUAAAUAUAUCUCUUCUAUUAUUUUUGUGUAAA
Molecule: messenger RNA, 790 nt
Organism: Vollenhovia emeryi
Lineage: Eukaryota; Metazoa; Arthropoda; Insecta; Hymenoptera; Formicidae
Product: synaptobrevin homolog 2-like
Exons: 6
Coding region: 160-597 (145 amino acids)
Biological process (GO): vesicle-mediated transport; Golgi ribbon formation
Cellular component (GO): membrane
Source: RefSeq, a predicted model, not a curated record